Molecule: messenger RNA, 15291 nt
Organism: Spea bombifrons (plains spadefoot toad)
Lineage: Eukaryota; Metazoa; Chordata; Amphibia; Anura; Pelobatidae
Gene: HERC2
Product: HECT and RLD domain containing E3 ubiquitin protein ligase 2
Exons: 93
Coding region: 193-14712 (4839 amino acids)
Biological process (GO): protein ubiquitination
Molecular function (GO): ubiquitin-protein transferase activity; zinc ion binding
Source: RefSeq, a predicted model, not a curated record
CUGCAAGCUGAUUGGACACACAGCUAAAGGCUACAUUUUGUGCUUCCUGUGUUGCCCGCAGCGGGCGUUUGAUCCUGACGGGUGUAUUGGUACCUGCAGUGCCCGGUUUUGUGUGUGUGACCCGCAGGGGGUGGGCGCUUCGCCCACAGUGGGCAGCUGCACGGUCGUAGCAGGCUGGCAACAUCAAACAAAAUGUCGUCUUCUGAUACAUUCAGCCUGGUUGCGCAAUCAAGGUUUGAUUCAAAAUGGCUGAAAACAGACUUGCAGCUUGCAUUUACACGAGAUGGGUUUUGCAGCCUAUGGAACGAAAUGGUGAAAGAUGGUGAGAUUGUUUAUUCUGGGAACGACUUGUCACAAAGUGUAGAACCUGCUUCAAGGAAAGACGACAUUAAUGAUCCUCAAAGCAGCACAAAAAAGGAAGAUCAGAACGACAAAGAGAAAAAAGAGGAAGAUGAUGUACCAGCACCAAACUAUAAGGCCAAAACUAUUAUGGACAGCUGGGUGUGGGGCAGACAACCAGAUGUGAAUGAGCUGAAAGAAUGCCUCUCUGUACUUGUGAAGGAGCAACAAUCGCUUGCAGUGCAGACAGCCACAACCACACUAUCUGCAAUUAGGUUAAAGCAAAGACUGGUGAUUCUAGAACGCUAUUUUAUUGCACUGAACAGGACAGUAUUUCAGUACAAUGUCAAAGCAAAAUGGAAAAGUACCAGUGUCCCUGUGCCUUCUGCUGAAAAGAAAAGCUCACGUCCAGUUGGCCAGGGUGUUGAAGGACUUGCCAGGGUUGGCUCCAGAGCUGCGCUUUCCUUUGCAUUUGCAUUCCUGCGCAGGGCAUGGAGAUCUGGUGAGGAUGCUGAUCUUUGCAGUGAACUGUUACAAGAAUCCCUUGAUGCACUGAGAGCGCUUCCAGAGGCCACACUGUUUGAUGAGGGCACCGUUUCAUCUGUCUGGCUAGAAGUUGUAGAGAGGGCUACCAAAUUUUUAAGGUCUGUUACAGGUGAUGUCCAUGGUGCUCAGAGCCCCCGGAGUCCUGGAAACAUUCCACUGCAAGAUCAGCACUUGGCACUUGCAAUUUUACUUGAGCUAGCUGUCCAGAGGGGUACCUUAAGCCAAAUGUUAUCUGCUGUUAUGCUGCUGCUUCAGCUUUGGGACAAUGGAACUAGGGAGACUGACAAUGAAAGGUCAGCCCAGGGAACCAGCGCUCCUCUCCUCCCAUUGUUACAAAGGUUUCAGAGCAUUGUGUGCAAUAAAGAGACCCAUAACCUGGAGAAAGAAGCACAGAUACUGUCUUGCCCUCUGAGCCCAAAUGAAAGCUUUCUGAGGUAUCUGAUCUUGCCUCAAGACAAUGACCUGGCUAUUGAUUUGAGGCAAACAGCAGUUGUGGUCAUGGCUCAUCUGGACCGCUUGGCUGCUCCUUGUAUGCCUCCUCAAUGCAGCUCGCCAACAUCACACAAGGGUUCACUGCAGGAGGUGAUCAGCUGGGGUUUAUUAGGAUGGAAAUAUUAUGCCAAUGUGAAUGGCCCGAUUCAAUGUGAAGCUCUGGCUAAUCUUGGAGUUACGCAUAUUGCCUGUGCUGAGAAAUGCUUUCUCAUACUCUCCAGGAAUGGGAAAGUAUACACUCAGGCUUACAAUAAUAAUACACUGGGACCACAGUUGGUGCAAGGUCUUGCUUCCCGCAAUAUUGUGAAGAUUGCCUCACACUCUGAUGGACAGCAUUACCUGGCCUUAUCUGCAGCUGGUGAGGUCUUUUCAUGGGGCUGCGGUGAUGGUGGGAGACUAGGCCAUGGAGACACUGUGUCCAUAGAAGAGCCCAAGUUAAUAUCUGCAUUGUGUGGCAAGCAGACAGGAAAACAUAUUGUGCACAUUGCAUGUGGGAGCACAUAUAGCGCGGCUAUCACUGCAGAUGGAGAGCUGUAUACAUGGGGUCGUGGCAAUUAUGGGCGGCUGGGUCAUGGUUCUAGUGAAGAUCAGACCGUCCCUAUGAUAGUAACAGGACUUAAAGGGCUUAAGGUUGUGGAUGUAUCAUGUGGGAGUGGAGAUGCUCAAACACUGGCAGUAACUGAGAAUGGUCAGGUAUGGUCUUGGGGCGAUGGCGACUAUGGAAAAUUAGGAAGAGGUGGCAGUGAUGGCUGCAAAACCCCCAAACUCAUUGACAAGUUGCAAGACCUGGAUAUUGUGAAAGUGCGAUGUGGCAGUCAGUUUUCCAUAGCCAUUACCAAAGAUGGACAGGUAUACUCCUGGGGAAAAGGAGACAAUCAGAGGCUGGGCCAUGGAACAGAAGAGCAUGUCAGAUACCCCAAGAUCUUGGAUGGCUUACAAGGCAAAAAAGUGGUUGAUGUAGCAGUGGGCUCCACGCAUUGCUUAGCUUUAACGGAAUCUGGUGAAGUCUAUAGUUGGGGGAGCAAUGACCAGUGCCAGCAUUUUGACACCCUAAGAAUUGCUAAACCUGAGCCUUCGGUGCUUCCAGGAUUGGACUCCAAACACAUAGUUGGAAUUUCAUGUGGCCCGGCACAGAGUUUCACCUGGUCAUCUUGUUCUGAAUGGUCAAUUGGUCUACGUGUGCCCUUUGUGGUCGACGUCUGCCCGAUGACUUUUGAACAGCUUGACCUUUUGCUACGCCAAGUCAGUGAAGGAAUGGAUGGGAGUUCAGACUGGCCACCUCCGCAGGAGAAGGAGUGCAUGGCAGUGGCAACGCUGAAUCUGCUGCGGUUGCAGCUACAUGCAGCCAUUAGCCACCAAGUUGAUCCAGAAUGCCUGAGCCUUGGUCUUGGCAGUACCUUGUUAAAUAGUUUGAAGCAGACAGUAGUCACAUUGGCCAGCAAUGCCGGGGUGCUCAAUACAGUGCAGACAGCUGCCCAAGCUGUAUUACAAAGUGGAUGGUCUGUCCUCUUGCCAACGGCCGAAGAGAGAGCCAGGGCCCUCUCUGCCCUUCUUCCAAAUGCAGCUUCUGGAAAUGAAAUGACCAUAAGCCCUGGCCGGCGCUUUAUGAUUGAUCUGCUAGUGAGCAGUUUGAUGGCAGAUGGGGGCCUGGAGUGUGCUUUAAAAACUGCAAUAACUGCUGAGAUUCAGGAUAUAGAAGCCAAAAAGGAAGCACAGAAGGAGAAGGAAAUUGAUGAACAGGAAGCUAAUGCAUCAACGCUGCACAGGAGCAGCACCCCUCUGGAUAAGGAUUUAAUUAAUACUGGUAUAUAUGAGUCAGCUGGGAAGCAGACUCUCCCUCUAGUGCAGCUCAUACAGCAGUUACUAAGGAACAUUGCUUCCCAAACAAUCGCUAAACUGAAAGAUAUGGCCAGGCACCUUUCUUCUUGCCUGGAACAGGAGCUUUACAGUAAGGAGAGGUCAGCAUCGAUGGAUCUGCUGUUACGUUUUCAGAGAUUGCUUAUCAGCAAGCUGUACCCUGGCACUGGCAUUGACCAAACUACGAACACACAUGCCCCUGAACUCCUAGGUGUUGGUUCCCUCUUAAAGAAGUACACAGCUUUGUUAUGCACACACAUUGGAGAUAUACUUCCUGUUGCAACUAACAUUGCCUCAACCUCACACAGACAUUUUGCAGAAGUGUCCCGUAUUGUGGCAGGUGAUCUAACAGGUGUUCUUCUUCCAGAACUUGUGGCGUCAACAGUGCUGCUCCUCUCCAAAAAUGCUUGGCUCAUGCAGGAAGCUGGAGCUAUCCCUCUUCUCGCCAGUCUUCUAGAGCCUCUCGAUAGAUUCAAUCAUUUGGCACCAGGAAAGGAAAGGGAUGACAACGAGGACUUAGCCUGGCCAGGAAUAAUGAACUCGUUUUUUAGUGGCCAGAGCUCUAGAAACAAUGAGGAGGUGACAUUGAUACGUAAAGCUGAUCUGGAGAACCACAACAAAGAUGGAGGUUUCUGGACUGUAAUAGAUGGAAAAGUUUAUGACAUAAAGGAUUUCCAAGCCCAGUCUCUGCAUGCAAACACAAUACUUGCUCAUUUUGCUGGUGAGGACCCAGUAGUUGCUCUUGAGGCUGCCCUACAGUUUGAGGACACCAGAGAGUCAAUGCAAGCAUUCUGUGUUGGUCAUUACAUGGAGCCAGAUCAAGAAGUGAUUACUGCGCCAGACCUUAGCACCUUGUCUUCCCCUCUCAUGGACACAGAGAGAAAUCUGGGCCUUCUUCUUGGACUUCAUGCAUCCUACCUCGCAUUAAGUACACCCUUGUCUCCUGUGGAGGUUGAGUGUGCCAAAUGGUUGAAGUCCUCCAUUUUUUCUGGGGGUCUGCAGACCAGUCAGAUUCACUACAGUUACAACGAAGAGAAAGAUGAGGACCAUUGCAGCUCCCCUGGAAAUGCAGCAGCCAACAAAGCCAAGCUUUACUCACAUCGGCUCUCAAUGAGUGAUCAUUCUCAGCCUUUCCUACAGGCAAUUGCUGAUAACAAUAUCCAAGACCACAAUGUGAAGGACUUCUUGUGUCAAAUAGAAAGGUAUUGUAAGCAGUGUCACUUGAUCACGCCAAUAACAUUUCCCCCAGAGCAUCCUGUGGAAGAGGUUGGGCGCUUGUUGCUGUGUUGUCUUUUGAAACAUGAGGAUUUAGGUACCAUAGCUCUUUCUCUGGUUCACCAUGCCGCUCUGAAUGUGGAUCACAUUAAACAAAAAGCGCUUCCCAAAUCUGUAGCGGAUGUUUGUCGUGUUGUUUACCAAGCCAAAUGCUCUCUUAUUAAGACUCAUCAGGAACAAGGACGCUCCUACAAGGAAGUGUGCGCCCCUGUCAUUGAGCGCUUGAGGUUUUUGUUCAAUGAACUUCGCCCUGCAGUAUGCAAUGACUUGUCUAUCUUGUCAAAGCUAAAACUCUUGAGCUCAGCACCUCGCUGGAAGAGAGUUGUUCAAAAAAUCAUCCGCGAGAAAAGGAAAAAGAAAGUAUCCAAAAAAUCUUCAGAUGUCGAAGACACAAAAAUUGUAAACGAAGAAGGUGAAUUGGAGGAGCCUUGUGUCCUCCCAUCCAGCCCUGUGUCUCUGGAUAAGAAACCCAUAACUCUGAAAUCUCCUAAGGAUAAAUUGCAGCCUAUUUUGAGUACUGUCACUGGGGUUCACAAAUAUAAGUGGCUAAAACAUACCGUGCAGGGCACUUAUCCACAGUCUGCAUUGUUAUCCACCAUUGUUGAAUUUGCAUUAAAGGAAGAACCAGUUGAUGUGGAGAAAAUGAGGAAAUGCUUGUUAAAACAGUUGGAAAGAGCAGAGGUUCGCUUGGAAGGAAUUGACACUAUGCUAAAACUGGCUACAAAAACCUUCUUGCUCCCAUCAGUGCAAUAUGCCAUGUUUUGUGGAUGGCAGAGACUUGUCCCUGAGGGAACCAGCCUAAGUGAGCCUCUGACGGACUGUUUAAAAGAGAUUGAUCUCAUACCACCUUUUAACCGAAUGCUUCUUGAGGUGACCUUUGGAAAACUGUAUGCAUGGGCUAUUCAAAAUAUUAGGAACAUAUUACUGGAUGCCAUUAGCAGGUUCAAGGAAAUGGGUGUUCAGCCUGUUCCUCUUCAGAUGAUAACUAAUGAAAAUCCAUCAGGACCAAGCCUGGGGACAAUCCCACAAGCACGCUUCUUGCUUGUAAUGUUAAACAUGCUGACACGCCAACAUGGAGCAAACAGCCUCAACCUGCUUCUCAAUUCCGGCAUGCUGGCUCUGACUCAGACUAUCCUGCGUCUCAUUGGUCCUAGUUCUGAUAACAUUGAAGAUGAAUCUGGCACUUUUGUCCUGGGAGCCUCAGCCACAGUAUUGGAAGAGUCAAGAAAAGAGACCACGCCGGUUCAGCUCCCAGCAUCUGGCCCAGAACUAGCAGCUAUGAUGAAAAUUGGAACCAGAGUGAUGAGAGGUGUUGAUUGGAAAUGGGGGGACCAGGAUGGACCACCCCCUGGCUUGGGUCGUGUUAUUGGAGAACUUGGAGAGGACGGCUGGAUUAGAGUACAGUGGGAUACUGGUAGCACAAACUCUUACCGAAUGGGAAAAGAAGGAAAGUAUGACCUGAAGCUCACUGAGCCUCCCCCAGCUACUCAGCCUAUGGCAGAUGACUCUGACACAGAGGAUGAUUCAGAGGGAGACCAGCUUGAGCGGAAUUUGCAUCCCACCUCAAUGAUGUUGAUGAGCACGGUAAACCUCCUUCAGAACUUGUGCCUUUCAGCAGGUGUCAAUGCUGAGGUCAUGCAAAGUGAAGCCACUAGAACUUUGUGUGGGUUGUUGCGCAUGUUGGUGGAAAGUGGCACACAGGAUAAGACUGUGACCUCAUCCAGUAAGAUGGUGUACAAAGAGCAGCAUAAAAACUGGUGCUCUCUGGGAUUUAUUCGUAAUAUUGCCCUUAUGCCCCAGAUGUGUAGUACACUCAGCAUGUCACAGUGGAUAUCACUUCUAAUGAAAAUUGUGGAGGGACCAGAAUCUUUCACAGCUGCUUCUCUGCAGAGACAGAUUCUUGCUGUCCGACUACUACAGGCAGUGCUUCCAUCUUGGGACAAAACAGAAAGGUUAUGUGACAUGAAACUUCUUGUUGAAAAGCUGUUUGGUUUUCUUGGGAGUCUGCUGAGUACUUGCUCCUCUGACAUCCCCCUGCUCCGAGAGUCCACCUUGCGGAGGAGAAAGGCACGUCCCCAGGCAUCGUUGACUGCCACCCACAGCAGUACGUUGGCGGAAGAGAUUGUGGCUUUACUGCGCACUCUCCAUUCCCUGAACCAGUGGAACAACCUCAUCAACAAAUACAUAAACUCCCAGCUUAACUCUGUAACCAGCAUCUUUGAAGGAAAACGUGCUGAUAUGGCUGUUUUAGAAGACUACUUUCCGGAUUCAGAGAGUCCAGAUGUGGGCAGCCUAAUGGCUGUCUUGGCAGUUAUUGGUGGUAUAGACAGCCGAUUGCGUCUGGGUGGUCACGUAGUGCACGAUGAAUUUGGCGAGGGAACUGUUACACGGAUCACUCCAAAAGGAAAAAUCACAGUACAGUUCCAUGAAAUGAGAAACAGUCGGGUUUGCCCUUUGAAUCAGCUCCACCCGUUACCAGUGGUUCCAUUUAGUGUGAACAACUUGCCCUUUACUGAGCCGAUGCUGUCUGUCUGGGCUCAGCUGGUGAAUUUGGCAGGGUGCAAGGUAGACAAACACAAGCUGAAGAAGUCUCUUAGCCAUGGACUAGUAGACCAAGUGGACUUGGACAGGUUGAGGUGCCAGCAGUUGAAGCUGUACAUACUGAAAGCUGGCUGGGCCCUUCUCUCUCACCAGGACAGAUUGAGACAGAUCUUAUCCCAGCCAUCACUUCAAGAGGCAGGCAUCAUUCCAACUGAUGAAGGUGCUGCAGCAUCACCUGACAUUGGUGAUAUGUCUCCUGAUGGACCUCAGCCACCAAUGAUACUUCUGCAGCAGUUACUAACAGCAGCUACUCAGCCUUCUCCAGUGAAAGCCAUAUUUGACAAACAAGAACUGGAGGCUGCUGCUUUGGCCGUCUGUCAGUAUUUAGCGGUGGAGUCUACACAUCCAUCCACUCCCCUCUUUGAGGACUUUUGUAGCUCCAGUGAGAUAUCUUCGCCUGUCACAGUGCAACACAUCCGUCCGCCAAAAGUAAAGAAGCGCAAGCAGUCUCCUGUCCCACCCGUUCCCAUUGUAGUUCAACUGAUGGACAUGGGAUUUCAGAGAAAAAACAUUGAGUUUGCACUCAAGUCCCUCUCUGGAGCAUCCGGAACAGCAUCAAGUUCCCCAGGAGUGGAGGCUUUAGUAGGGUGGCUGGUGGAUCACCCCGACAUCCAGGUCACCGAAUUGUCUGAUGUUGACACAGCUUCAGAAGAGUCAGAUGAUGAAGUGGUAGAAGAAGUCGAAGAGCUGGAAGCCACAUACCCAGUGCCCAGUGGUGCAGUUGUGACAGAAAGCCAAACUUAUAAGAAAAGAGCUGAUUUCUUAAGCAACGAUGAUUAUGCAGUGUAUGUGAGGGAGAAUAUCCAGGUUGGUAUGAUGGUACGAUGUUGCCGAACAUAUGAAGAAGUUUGCGAGGGCGAUGUAGGGAAAGUUAUUAAGUUGGACCGAGAUGGUCUUCAUGACCUUAACGUUCAGUGUGAUUGGCAGCAGAAAGGUGGCACCUAUUGGGUACGGUACAUCCAUGUGGAACUAUUAGGUUUCCCACCACAGAGUUCUCCGUCACACAUCAAAAUUGGUGACAAAGUGCGGGUGAAGGCCUCAGUUACAACACCAAAAUACAAAUGGGGAUCCGUAACUCAUAGAAGCGUGGGGGUUGUAAAAGCUUUCAGUGCCAAUGGAAAAGAUGUUAUUGUAGAUUUCCCUCAGCAGUCUCAUUGGACAGGAUUGCUGUCGGAAAUGGAGCUGGUCCCGAGCAUUCACCCUGGAGUAACCUGCGAUGGCUGCCAGAUGUUCCCUAUUCAUGGACCAAGGUUCAAAUGUCGCAACUGUGAUGACUUUGAUUUCUGUGAAACGUGCUUCAAAAACAGAAAACAUAAUACAAGACACACGUUUGGCAGGAUAAAUGAACCAGGCCAGUCCCCCGUGUUUUGUGGACGCUCCGGCAGACAGCUGAAGCGGCGCCAUAGUGGACAGCGGGGAAUGCUCCUUGAUGACUGGUCAAGGAUUGUAAAAAACCUAAAUGUUUCCUCAUCUGUGAAUCAAGCCUCACGUCUUAUUGACAGUAGUGAUCAGUGCUGGCAAUCAUCUGGGUCACAAGGAAAGCACUGGAUCCGUUUGGAGAUCUUCCCCGAUGUGUUGGUUCAUAGACUGAUGAUGAUUGUGGAUCCCGCAGACAGCAGCUAUAUGCCUUCUCUCGUUGUUGUUUCAGGUGGCAAUUCCCUCAAUAACUUGAUAGAAUUGAAGACAAUCAACAUCAACCCAACAGAUAUGAGCGUGCUGCUCCUCAGUGACUCUACAGAAUAUCACAGGUAUAUAGAAAUUGCAAUAAAGCAAUGCCGAAGCUCUGGCAUAGACUGUAAAAUCCAUGAGCUGAGCAUCAUUGGACAGAUUCGGGCAGAAGAUGAGGACUUGGCCACUGUUCCUUUCCUUGCUUCAGAUAAUGAGGAAGAAGAUGAUGAUAAAGCCAGCACUGGCAGCUUCGUGAGGAAAAAGACAGCUGGCUUAGAAUCGACAGCAUCGAUCAGGACCAAGGUUUUUGUGUGGGGUCUAAAUGACAAAGAUCAGCUAGGAGGACUAAAGGGUUCCAAGAUCAAAGUUCCUUCGUUUUCUGAGACACUCUCAGCUCUUAAUGUUGUACAGGUUGCUGGUGGAUCAAAAAGUCUUUUUGCAGUUACUGCAGAGGGUAAAGUGUAUGCAUGUGGAGAGGCCACGAAUGGAAGAUUGGGUCUUGGCCUUUCCAGUGGCACUGUGCCCAUUCCGCGCCAAACCACGGCUCUUAGUAACUAUGUAGUGAAGAAAGUUGCUGUUCAUUCAGGUGGAAGGCACGCGAUGGCUUUAACAGUGGAUGGAAAGAUUUUCUCCUGGGGUGAGGGUGAUGAUGGGAAGCUUGGACAUUUUAGCAGAAUGAACUGUGAUAAACCUCGUCUGGUAGAGGCGCUGAAAACUAAACGCAUUCGGGACAUUGCGUGUGGCAGCUCUCAUAGCGCGGCGAUUACAUCUAGCGGUGAAUUGUACACAUGGGGCCUUGGAGAAUAUGGUCGCCUUGGACAUGGGGACAACACAACACAGCUAAAACCUAAAAUGGUAAAGGUACUUCUGGGACAUAGGGUGAUACAGGUGGCGUGCGGAAGUAGGGAUGCACAGACUCUGGCGUUGACAGAUGAGGGACUGGUAUUUUCCUGGGGUGAUGGAGAUUUUGGAAAGCUAGGUCGUGGAGGCAGCGAAGGCUGCAAUAUUCCUCAGAAUAUCGAGAGACUGAAUGGACAAGGAGUUUGCCAGAUUGAAUGUGGAGCUCAGUUUUCUUUGGCACUCACAAAGUCCGGAGUUGUGUGGACAUGGGGAAAAGGUGACUACUUCCGGCUUGGUCAUGGUACUGAUGUCCAUGUAAGAAAACCACAAGUGGUGGAAGGGCUCAGAGGAAAGAAGAUUGUUCAUGUAGCAGUUGGUGCUCUCCAUUGCCUUGCAGUUACUGACACAGGACAGGUUUAUGCAUGGGGUGACAAUGAUCAUGGCCAACAAGGCAACGGGACAACUACUGUCAACAGAAAACCUACACUUGUUCAUGGGUUGGAAGGGCAGAAGAUAACACGUGUGGCUUGUGGGUCCUCUCACAGUGUGGCUUGGACAACUGUGGAUGUAGCCACGCCUUCUGUCCAUGAACCUGUCCUUUUCCAAACAGCCAGGGACCCCCUUGGAGCUUCCUAUCUUGGUGUUCCAUCAGAUUCAGAGUCAUCUUCCACCUCCUCCAGCAAUAAAAUAAGUGGAGUGAAUAACUUCAAACCUAACCGACCGUCCCUAGCCAAAAUACUUCUGUCUAUUGAUGGCAGCCUUGCUAAACAACAAGCACUCUCUCACCUACUAACAGCACUGCAGAUAAUGUUUGCAAGGGAUGCUGUGGUUGCAGCAUUGAUGCCAGCCAGUAUGAUUGCACCAGUGGAGUGUCCAUCUUUAUCCACAGCUCCACCAUCGGAUAUGUCUGGAACAUCCAGUCCUAUUAACAGUGAUGAUGUGGGGUUGGCUAUGGAUUUAGAGGAACGAUUGAGCCCAAGUCCUUGGCAAGACAGACGAGGGGAGGUUCCUUCUGAAGAUGCUGUUACACCAUCUGCUGUUACUCCCUCUGCUUCUGCGGCCUCGUCCCGCCCUUUCAUUCCGGUCACAGAUGAUCCAGGAGCAGCAAGUAUCAUUGCAGAGACCAUGACAAAAACAAAAGAAGAUGUGGAAAGCCAAAGCAAAGUAUCAGGCCCUGAACCUCAGUGCUUGGAUGAAUUCACAAGUUUGCUUAUCCCUGAUGACACGCGAGUCAUGGUUGACCUUCUGAAACUGGCUGUCUCUAACAGGGCUGGUGAGAAGGGGAAAGAUGUUCUUUCUGCUGUGCUAUCUGGUAUGGGCACAGCAUAUCCACAGGUGGCUGACAUGCUGUUGGAGCUAUGUGUCACAGAGCUGGAAGAUGUGGCCACAGACUCCCAGAGUGGUCGCCUCUCCUCACAGCCUGUUGUGGUGGAAAGCAGCCAUCCAUAUACAGAUGACACUUCCACAAGCGGAACGGUAAAAAUACCAGGUGCCGAGGGCCUUAGGGUAGAGUUUGACCGCCAAUGUUCUACAGAGCGGCGUCACGACCCACUCACCGUUAUGGAUGGGGCCAACAGGAUAGUUUCAGUCCGAUCAGGCCGAGAGUGGUCUGACUGGUCCAGUGAGCUGCGGAUUUCUGGUGACGAGUUAAAGUGGAAGUUUAUUAGUGAUGGUUCAGUCAAUGGUUGGGGCUGGCGCUUCACAGUAUAUCCUAUAAUGCCUGCCGCAGGUCCGAAAGACCUCCUGUCGGAUCGUUGCAUCCUGUCAUGCCCAUCCAUGGAUCUGGUCACUUGCCUUCUUGAUUUCCGACUUAACUUUGCAGCCAACAGGGGUAUUGUUCCUCGUCUUGCAGCUUCCCUUGCUGCAUGUGCUCAAUUAAGUGCCCUGGCUGCAGGUCACAGAAUGUGGGCCCUUCAGAGGCUAAGGAAACUUCUAACCACCGAGUUCGGGCAAUCGAUAAACAUCAAUAGGCUCCUGGGAGAUGCUGAUGCAGAAGCUCGGACAUUGAGUUUCACUGGAAGUGCUUUAGCAGCUCUGGUCAAAGGUCUUCCUGAAGCUUUGCAGAGGCAAUUUGAAUACGAAGAUCCAGUUGUAAGAGGGGGCAAGCAGCUUCUUCACAGCCCAUUCUUCAAGGUUUUGGUGGCCCUUGCUUGUGACCUUGAGUUGGAUACACUUCCCUGCUGUGCAGAGACCCACAAAUGGGCAUGGUUUAGAAGAUACUGCAUGGCUUCCAGAGUUGCUGUUGCACUUGACAAAAGAACACCUCUUCCGCGUAUAUUUCUAGAUGAGGUGAGCAAAAAAAUCCGUGAAUUAAUGGGAGACAAUGAGAGCAUGAAUACCGUACAUGAAAGCCAUGAUGUGUUUAAAAGAGAACAAGACGAACAACUUGUCCAAUGGAUGAACAGGCGGCCUGAUGAUUGGACUCUGUCAGCUGGUGGAAGUGGAACUAUAUAUGGUUGGGGUCAUAAUCAUAGAGGGCAACUUGGAGGUAUUGAAGGUGCAAAAGUCAAAGUGCCUACACCAUGUGAAGCUUUAGCGACACUCAGACCAAUACAGUUAAUCGGUGGAGAACAAACGCUAUUUGCUGUUACUGCCGACGGAAAGUUGUAUGCCACUGGAUAUGGUGCAGGAGGGAGGCUGGGUAUCGGUGGCACAGAAUCUGUAUCCACACCCACACUACUGGAAUCUAUUCAACACGUCUUCAUAAAGAAGGUGGCUGUCAACUCAGGUGGGAAGCACUGUCUUGCCCUGUCUUCUGAAGGGGAGGUCUAUUCUUGGGGAGAAGCAGAAGAUGGAAAACUUGGCCAUGGAAACAGAAGCUCUUGUGACCGUCCCCGUGUUAUUGAAUCUUUAAGAGGAACAGAAGUAAUAGACAUUGCUGCAGGAGGUGCACACAGUGCCUGUAUUACUGCUGCAGGAGAGUUGUAUACUUGGGGCAAGGGAAGAUAUGGACGACUUGGUCAUGGAGACAGCGAGGAUCAACUGAAGCCAAAAUUGGUGGAAGCCCUGCAGGGAUAUCGUGUUAUAGAUAUCGCUUGCGGCAGCGGAGAUGCACAAACCCUUUGCCUGACUGACGAUGAUACGGUCUGGUCCUGGGGAGAUGGAGACUAUGGAAAAUUAGGAAGAGGUGGCAGUGAUGGCUGCAAAGUACCCAUGAAAAUCGACUCUCUAACAGGGCUUGGAGUAACAAAAGUGGAAUGUGGAUCUCAGUUUUCUGUGGCCCUGACAAAGUCUGGUGCUGUGUACACAUGGGGCAAAGGAGAUUAUCACCGGUUAGGCCAUGGUUCUGAUGACCACGUGAGACGACCCAGACAAGUACAGGGUCUUCAGGGGAAGAAAGUUAUAGCCAUCGCCACCGGAUCAUUGCAUUGUGUAUGCUGCACAGAAGAUGGUGAAGUUUACACAUGGGGUGAUAAUGAUGAGGGCCAGCUUGGAGAUGGGACCACCAAUGCUAUUCAAAGACCCAGACUUGUCGCUGCACUUCAGGGUAAAAAGAUUAACAGAGUUGCUUGUGGAUCUGCGCACACUUUAGCCUGGUCUACUAGCAAACCUGCUAAUGCAGGCAAACUUCCCACCCAGGUCCCAAUGGAAUAUAACCACCUCCAAGAGAUUAUGAUUGUUGGGUUGAGAAAUAGGUUGCUGUUGCUGCAUCAUAUUUCCGAGUUAUUUUGCCCGUGCAUCCCCAUGUUUGAUCUAGAGGGACGCCUUGAUGAGACCGGCCAGGGUCCCUCUGUUGGCUUUGACACUUUACGUGGGAUUCUCAUUUCACAAGGAAAGGAGGCUGCAUUCCGCAAAGUUGUCCAAGCUACCAUGGUGCGAGACAGACAGCAUGGCCCAGUGGUGGAAUUGAACAGGAUACAAGUUAAACGCUCAAGGAGUAAAGGUGGUUUGGCGGGCCCAGAUGGCACCAAAUCUGUUUUUGGCCAGAUGUGUGCAAAAAUGACUUCCUUCAGCCCUGACAGCCUUCUGCUACCUCAUCGUGUUUGGAAGGUCAAGUUUGUUGGUGAGUCAGUGGAUGACUGUGGUGGGGGUUACAGUGAAUCUAUCGCUGAGAUGUGUGAGGAACUUCAGAAUGGGCUGACACCGUUACUUAUUGUGACACCAAAUGGUCGAGAUGAGUCUGGUGCUAACAGGGACUGCUUCCUGCUAAACCCAGCUGCUAAAACCCCGCUGCACAUGAACAUGUUCAGAUUCUUGGGUGUGCUUCUUGGAAUUGCCAUUCGAACAGGGAGUCCUCUGAGCCUUAAUCUUGCCGAACCAGUAUGGAAGCAGCUGGCAGGCAUGAAUUUAACAAUUGCUGACCUUAGUGAAGUGGAUAAAGAUUUUAUUCCUGGACUUAUGUACAUACGAGACAAUGAGGCCACUUCAGAAGAAUUUGAAGCGAUGAUUCUUCCGUUUACUGUGCCAAGUGCAAGUGGUCAGGACAUACAGCUGAGCUCCAAGCAUACCCACAUUACCCUUGAGAAUCGGGCAGAGUAUGUGAGACUUGCAAUCGGCUACAGACUGCAUGAGUUUGAUGAGCAGGUUGCUGCGGUACGCGAAGGAAUGGCACGUGUGGUUCCUGUGCCCCUUCUGUCUCUCUUUACUGGCUAUGAACUGGAAACUAUGGUGUGUGGCAGCCCAGAUAUUCCCCUACACCUUCUGAAGUCUGUAGCCACCUACAAAGGAAUUGAGCCAACUGCAUCACUCAUCCAGUGGUUCUGGGAGGUAAUGGAGUCUUUCUCCAAUACAGAACGAUCCCUGUUCCUUCGGUUUGUAUGGGGCAGGACCAGGCUCCCCAGGACUAUAGCAGACUUCAGAGGCAGAGACUUUGUCAUUCAGGUUUUGGAUAAGUACAACCCUGCGGAUCAUUUCCUUCCAGAAUCCUAUACUUGCUUCUUUCUGUUGAAGCUGCCCAGGUAUUCCUGCAAGCAGGUACUUGAAGAGAAAUUAAAAUACGCCAUUCACUUCUGCAAGUCCAUAGAUACUGAUGACUAUGCACGGAUUGCACUAACUGGAGAGCCAGCAGCAGAUGACAGCAGUGACGACUCUGAUAAUGAAGAUGCUGAUUCUUUUGCUUCGGACUCCACACAGGACUACCUAACAGGGCACUGAAUGGAGAAGAAGCCAGCAAAGCCUAGUCUCCUCUAUCGCACUGAACACCCUAGCAUUAGAAUGGAAGCCAGCAAUCCAAAGCUUGCAGUGGACUUUACAGGGUCAUAGAGAGCGAGACUUCUAAACAUUUUUGCAUUGUAUUUGAAGAGAUGAGAGGGUGCCUAUUCCUAAUUACGCUGCACUGCACCUAUAUUGUGUUUUUAUUAAACGUGUUGUAAUGUUUAUUAAAGAGUGCAGUGUCCAGAAACAAACUUAAGGCAGCACUGCCUUUUACAUGUAAGUGCAAUAGUUCCCUAAUCCCCUUAUUUGGUGUUGUACUUUCUCGAUGGUUGCAAAUUACAGUGCUGUGCAGAACAGAAUAGUAUUAAUCACUUUCAUUUUACUCUGCUAAUGUUCAGCUUAUUAAAAUGUGUUUUCAAAGGCAUUUCAAAGUCACUAAAGAGUUAUAUUUGCAUAGGACAAGGGGAUUAUUCCCAUUCCUAACACUUGUCUUGUCUGUAUAUUUUAGCUCCUACAUAAUGCCACUAUAUAUAUAUAUGCAAACCAUUUCUCACUCUCCAAAUAAAACAUCACAAAACA